AUGUCUACUCCCGGCAAUUGGACUAUAUUCAGAUACGUUCGAGAUACGUACGGAGACGCUGCCCUGGCCGCUGCUCGUCGAUACCUUAACCUAGCGACCAAAGUGAUCAGAUUCCAGUGCCAUCUUCGCUUCAAUCAAGUGUGUCUGAACCAGCAUGUGGUCCCUCCUGCUCUCCGUUGCAAACCUCUGGUGGACACAGCAUACGGACGACGCCUGGCCAAAUCUUACGAAAGGAAUUGCCUGAGGGCCCGCACUCAAGAAAACAAAGAAAUCAUCUUCAAGACGAGGAAACAACUUCACGCCGCUGAAAGGAACAUUCAACGGUUUUUGGAUAUAAACGACUUCAGCAGGAUCAUCAUCGCACGUAAGGAAGCGGAGCUACUUGAACACAAACGGCGAUCAGCAGCACACCAGCACAAGCUUAGUGUGCUUUGCCCGAAACAUUCCGGGCUGGACGACAGUACAACUGUGAUCAACCUCUCUUCCAAACGACUGGACGACGACCACACCUCCGUGCUAACUAAAGGUAUGAACUACGCCAUCAUUCCCCGAAGCAUACCUGUUAGCGAGAUUGUGUCGGAAGUAGAAGACAGACUCCGGCAAGUCAAAGAUAAAACAGCAGCCAUAGCGGCGAGGAACAAAGUAAUCGGCAUACUACAGAAGGCAAACCUUCCGCCUAAAAACAUCACAAAAGCUGAACAGAAUGCUCUAAAAGACCUUCGCAACGACGAUACAAUUGUUCUUUUGCCCGCCGAUAAAGGCAAAGCGACUGUGAUACUGAAUCGUGACGAUUACGACAGCAAGAUGGAGUCCAUCCUUCAAGACCGCUCCCAUUUCAGCGAACUAUCGGGUGCACCGUCCUAUAACGUGUCUAAAUUCCUGGCUGAACUGUUGGCACCUUUAAUGUACAAGAACGACCGGUCGGUGAAGAACUCUGCGGAAUUUUGUGAGCUCAUCCGUGACAUCCGCAUAGACGAUGGCGACGUCAUGAUGUCUUUUGAUGUCAUCUCCCUGUUUACAAACGUGCCCAUUGACGUAGCUCUGUCCGUAGUUCGAACGAAGCUGAGAGCUGACGUUGACUUAGAAGACCGCACUGAUCUUUCAGUUGAAGACAUUUUAGAACUUUUAAAGUUAUGCCUCGGACAAACCUUCUUCCAAUUCAAGAACAGGUUCUUUAAACAAACCGACGGAUGCCCCAUGGGCAGCCCAAUUUCAACGACCAUUGCCAACUUAGUCAUGGAGCUUGUUGAAGACAAGGCCUUAGAGGACGCAGGACAAUUCAUCACCUUUUACAGACGUUAUGUUGACGACACAUUUGUGAUUAUUAAGAAGAAUUUCACCAACACAUUCUUUGACAAGCUGAACAGCAUUCAUCCUAACAUCCAGUUCACGUGCAAGGAGGAGAAAGAGAAAAAGAUCGCCUUUUUGGAUGUCCUCGUGCAAAGAGACCCGUGCGGAAACUUGAAGACCUCGGUUUACAGAAAACCGUGCGACACAGAAAAUCGACUCGUCGCGGAAAACGACGUGCCGAGAGUCCUGGACUCUCCAUUCCUCGUCAGCCGCUGCGAUGCAGAGACGGUGUUCUCAGCGUUAGGCAUCAAGCGCUGGUUUGAGCUCUGCAACACUGCUGUUUAG
This is a messenger RNA of Ornithodoros turicata, 1635 nucleotides long. RefSeq lists its product as uncharacterized. The record is from RefSeq and is a predicted model, not a curated record. The transcript is spliced from 3 exons. Lineage: Eukaryota; Metazoa; Arthropoda; Arachnida; Ixodida; Argasidae. The coding region runs from base 1 to 1635 and encodes 544 amino acids.